Messenger RNA from Helianthus annuus (common sunflower), 3380 nucleotides. RefSeq lists its product as uncharacterized. Lineage: Eukaryota; Viridiplantae; Streptophyta; Magnoliopsida; Asterales; Asteraceae. The record is from RefSeq and is a predicted model, not a curated record. Bases 1 to 3225 code for a protein of 1074 amino acids. The transcript is spliced from 3 exons.
AUGGAUCGUGAUUAUUGGAUGUAUAAAAUUUCGCGUGUAUCCGAAAUUUAUACAGUGGGUGUUCGAAGUUUUAUUAAGGCUGCCGAAGCAAAUCGCGUAAAGAGAGGAAGCCGUUCGAUUUGUUGUCCUUGUGCCAAAUGUGAGAACCUUAGAUAUUAUAACUGCAAUGAAAUAGAGUUCCAUUUGUUCGAAUAUGGUUUUAUGCCUCAAUACCAUUGUUGGUCAAGGCAUGGAGAGUCACUAGUUGAUUUUAGCACCUCCUCGACCACUUUAGACAUUAAUGAUAGUACAUACAACAACGACUCAUUAUACGUUGAUGACCAUUCAAAUGACCCUAGUGACAAUUUAAAUGAUAUGUUAAAUGACAUGGAGACUAAUAGGGGUGAUGCCGAAAAAGAAAAUCUACAACAACUAUUUGAAGAUGAAGAAAAAACAUUAUAUACCGGUUCUAAAUUUACGAAACUUGAUGCUGUGUUGAAGUUGUUGAACUUGAAGUCGAAAAACGGAUGGAGCGAUAAAAGUUUCACAAAUUUAUUAGUGCUUUUGCAUGACAUGCUUCCGGAAGACAAUGAAUUACCAGUUUCGACAUACCAAGCAAAAAAGUUGACAUGUCCGAUGGGAUUGGAAGUUGAAAGAAUACAUGCAUGUCCAAAUAAUUGUAUAUUGUAUAGAAAGCAGUAUGCAAAUGAACAUAAAUGUGUUAAGUGUGGUGCAUCCAGGUAUAAACGACUAAAAGAUUCGGACGACGCUGAUGAUGAUGUGAAAAAAAAUGGACCACCAGCUAAAAUGUUGUGGUAUCUCCCCAUUAUACCGAGGUUGAAAAGGUUAUUUUCAAACGAAAAAGAAGCAAAAUUAUUACGUUGGCAUUCAGAUGAACGUGUAAUUGACCAAAAACUAAGACAUGUGGCGGAUUCACCUCAGUGGAGAACCAUUGAUAACAAGUAUCCUGAAUUCGGGAAGGAGACGAGAAACAUACGGUUUGGGCUUAGUUCAGACGGGAUGAAUCCUUUCGGGAACAUGAGCAGUCGUCGUAGUACGUGGCCGGUUCUUUUAUGCAUCUACAAUCUUCCACCGUGGUUAUGCAUGAAACGGAAAUACAUUAUGAUGUCGUUGUUGAUUCAAGGUCCUAGACAGCCAGGUAAUGAUAUUGAUGUGUAUUUGUCUCCUUUAAUUGAUGACUUAAAAACUCUUUGGGAUUCGGGUGUAGAAGUAUAUGAUGCCUAUAAGAAAGAACACUUUCAAUUGCAUGCCAUGAUUUUCUGUACAAUAAAUGAUUUUCCAGCAUACGGAAACUUGUCAGGAUAUAGUACCAAGGGUAAGAAAGCUUGUCCUGUUUGUGAAGAUGAAACAAGCUCAACAUGGUUAAAAAAUUGCAAUAAAACUGUAUGCAUGGGGCAUCGAAGAUUCCUUCCGAAGGGUCAUAGUUUUAGGAAGAAAAGAGAGGAGUUUAACGGAGAGAUCGAGACCGGAACGAUGAGAACACGGUUCGAUGCAUUUUCACGAGUUGAAAAUCUAAAUACUGUGUUGGGAAAAAGAUCUCGUGAUAAGAGUGGAAUCAACUGGAAAAGAAAAUCAAUCUUUUGGGAUUUACCUUAUUGGAGAGAUUUAAAUGUUAGGCAUUGUCUAGAUGUUAUGCACAUAGAAAAAAAUGUAUGUGAUAGCUUGAUAGGCUUAUUAUUAAAUAUUCCGGGUAAAACUAAAGACGGGAUUAAUGUCCGAAAAGACAUGGUACUUUUGAAUAUACGUAAAGAUCUUGCCCCAGAACAAAGGGGCGACCGUAUUUAUCUGCCACCUGCUUGUUAUAACACAACAAAAGAAGAAAAAAGGCAGUUCUGUCAAUGUUUGCAUGAUAUUAAGGUUCCAUCAACUUAUUCUUCAAACAUUAAAAGAUUGGUGUCGAUGAAAGAUUGUAAAUUGCUUGGAAUGAAGUCUCAUGAUUGUCAUGUUUUGAUGACACAUAUGAUUCCUAUCGCGAUUCGUGGAUUGUUACCGGAUAACGUCCGACAUACGAUCACAAAACUUUGUUUGUUUUUUAACAACAUUCACUCAAAGGUUAUUGACAAAGAAGACUUGGAUAAAUGGCAAAAAGAUAUUUAUGUUACCCUUUGUGAACUAGAGAUGUACUUCCCACCAUCAUUUUUUGAUGUAAUGGUUCACCUGAUAUCUCAUAUCGUACAAGAGAUUAAAGCUUGUGGUCCGGUAUUCCUACGGUACAUGUACCCUUUUGAAAGAUACAUGGGUUACCUAAAAGGUUUUGUAAAAAACCGUAAUCGACCAGAGGGCAGUAUUAUUGAAGGGUAUACUUCUGAAGAGGCGGUUGAGUUCUGUCAAGGCUAUAUGGAGGGUGUCGACAGUGUUGGUGUUCCAGUAACUCGUCAUUCGGGCCGGCUUCUGGGUCAGGCAGUAAUUGGUAUCAAAACAACCAUGCCACAACGAAAAGACGUGCAAGAUGCACAUUUAGUGGUCCUAAAACACAUGACAUGCCUUGCUCCAUAUGUUAAUGAACACAUGGAGAUGUUACGGUUGACACACCCGGGCAAGGAUGAUUUAUGGUACAUAAACACUCAAAACAAAGAGUUAUCGAAGUGGAUGGAAAUGAAGGUAACCAAAACAGAUGUUGAUGAUACUGUGAAAAGGCUUGGGCAGGGUCCAGACUGUAGAGUUAUAACUUCCCAGGGGUACGACAUUAACGGUUAUACUUUUUACACCAGUGAUCAAGAUAAAAAAAGUGUUGUGCAAAACAGUGGAGUUACUAUAACAGCAUCAACGACCGAGUUCAGCAGAGGGCGCCACGAUACAAUGAUGAAUAUCGCCAAAAAUUCUUAUUAUGGUGUUAUACAGGAAAUUUGGGAAUUGGACUAUCAUGAUUUCACUAUUCCUUUGUUCAAAUGUAAGUGGGUGAACAACAGUACAGGUGUUCAAGUUGACAAAUAUGGUUUUACACUUGUCGACCUUACCACUGAUGGCUAUAAAUCUGAGCCAUUUGUUUUGGCAAAGCAUGUCACACAAGUUUUCUUUGUCAAUGACCCAAGCAAACCAAGAUACCACAUUGUCUUGCAAGGUAAACGCCGUAUUCUUGGUAUUGAUAAUGUCAUUAACGAGGAUGAAUAUGACCACUUUGAUGAUCUACCACCAUUUUCGGUCGGUAUUGAACCAAGUAAUUACGACAACAUUAAGCACACCAAAUACCUACGUGAUGACACCGAUGGGAUUUACGUUGAUUAAGGAUAAACGGAAAUGAUGAAGUAAAAAGACGUGUUUGAUUAUUUGUGCUAACUAAGGAGACAUUUUCGAUUGUUUGUGUUAUUUCAUUUAAAACUUUUACAUUGGAUAGGCCAAUGUUUAACUUAUUGAUACACUUUUUCACUUUAUUUUUUUAA